AUGAACAUGAAAACUGUGCUCAUCCUCCUCAUUCUGGCUUUAGCCACGAUAUUUGCUUUAGUCUGUGUGUUGCUGACCAGAGGAGGGGCCCCCAGCACCUGCCAGCACCAGCCCCCUGAGCAGGAGGACACCGAUGACGGCCAGAGCCUGGUCUUUGCCGAUCUGACGCCUGAAGAGAUGGUGCAAGUGGUGCGGUACCUGCAGGGAAACCUUGGGGUGCAGCUGGUUGAUGCCUCGCGUGCAAAGCCCUCUGACAACUGCAUCGCCUCCAUCGACGUGCAGGUCCCCGCCAAGGCAGAGGUGCUGCGGUUCCUGGAUGGUGGGGGGCCUCGCCCCCCCCGGGAGGCGCUGGCUGUGCUGUACUUUGGGAACCAGCCAGACCCCAACGUCACGGAGUAUGUGGUGGGUCCGCUGCCAACGCCGGUGUAUCACCGGGACGUCACAGUGCAGAAGUAUGGGGGGAAGGUGCCAUACUACCGCAGACCUGUUACUGGCAAGGAGUAUAUGGAUAUCAAUGCCCUCAUCCAGCGGGAGCUGAGAAAGGCACCACGCUUCCUCACUGCAUGCUGUGAGUCCAACGGGACUGACCUGGCCAUCCUCACGACAGCCCCACGGGGCUUCAAAUCCGGCGACCGCGAGACCUGGUUUGUUCUCUUCCAUGGCGUGGCUGGCACCGGCUACUACCUCUCGCCAGUGGGGCUGGAGGUACUGGUGGAGCACAGAGACCUCCACGUCUCCCGCUGGCAGCUACGCCAAGUCUUCUACAACGGCUGGUACUUUUCCAGCACGGAGCAGCUGGAGAAUGCGUUUGUGGCCAACUUGCUGGAGGUCGUCAGGAUUGAGAAGCCCCAGGCUGAAACCGUGCUGGGCUCAAUAAGACCCCGGCGCCUGCCCAGCUCCCUGGGACCACUGCAGUACGAGCCCCAGGGUCCCCGCUACAGGGUCAGGGACAACCGGGUCACCUUCCAGGGCUGGAGCAUUGCCUUUGGCAUGAACCCCAACUCCGGCCCACGCCUCUUUGACAUCAGGUACCGUGGGGAGAGGAUUGUCUAUGAGCUGAGUCUCCAAGAAGCCUUAGCCCUAUAUGGCUCCAACUGCCCCGGAGGCAUGUUGACCCGCUACCUUGAUGGGAGCUUUGGCAUUGGCAGGUUUGCCUACGAGCUUGUCCGGGGCCUUGACUGCCCCUACACAGCAACCUACGUGGACCGGCACUACCUGGCGGAGUCAGAGACCCCCAAAACCAACCAAAACUCGCUCUGCAUUUUUGAGCAUGACGCAGCCCUCCCUCUGCGGCGCCACUUCUCCGACUCUCAGUCCUUGUACUACGGCGGGCUGCGGAAAAACACACUGGUCAUCCGUGCCAUCUCCACUCUCAUCAACUACGACUACAUCUGGGACUUCAUGUUCCAUGGCAGUGGUGCCGUGGAGGCCCGAGUGCAUGCCACUGGCUACAUCAGCUCCUCCUUCCUCCAUGGCCGAGGUACCAACUACGGCAACAGGGUUGGGCCCUACACGCUGGGGACGAUGCACCUCCACCACAUCCACUACAAGGUGGACUUGGAUGUCGACGGGCAGCUGAACUCUCUGGAGACUCAGGACAUGGGGUAUGAGCUCGUGAAGGAUCCCUGGAGCAUGCAGAACACCAUCGAGCGGCUGUACCUCCGCAGGGAGAGGCUGGAGAGGGAGGAUGAGGCGGCGUUCCCGCUCAACGCCCCCAUGCCCCGCUACCUCUCCUUUGCCAGCCCCAAGCCCAACAAGUGGGGGCAUCCACGCAGCUACCGGAUCCAGAUCGCCAGCUUUGCCGGGGAGCACCUGCCCGCCAGCAGCCCCAUGGAGAGGUCCAUCAGCUGGGGCAGGUACCAGCUGGCUGUCACCCGGCGGAAGGAGGAGGAGCCCACCAGCACCAGCAUCUACAACCAGAAUGACCCCUGGACGCCCACUGUCGCCUUUGCCGACUUCAUUGACAACGAGACCAUCAUCAACGAGGACCUGGUUGCCUGGAUCUCCGUGGGAUUUCUGCAUGUCCCUCAUGCCGAAGACGUCCCCAACACGGUGACUGUGGGGAAUGGCGUCGGCUUUUUCCUGAGGCCCUACAACUACUUCAACGAGGACCCCUCAGUGGACUCACCUGAUGGUGUCUACUUCAGUGGUGAGCAGGAUGCCGGAGCAUGUGGGGUCAACCCCCUUGCCUGCCUGCCCCCCGCCACUGCCUGCGCCCCCCACCUGUCCCCCUUCCACUAUGGGGGCUUCCUCAACCUCAGCCUGGCCCCACCGCCUGGCGGGCUCUGA
This is a messenger RNA of Gavia stellata (red-throated loon), 2289 nucleotides long. Its product is annotated as membrane primary amine oxidase-like. The record is from RefSeq and is a predicted model, not a curated record. The transcript is spliced from 4 exons. Bases 1 to 2289 code for a protein of 762 amino acids. NCBI's taxonomy places the organism in Eukaryota, Metazoa, Chordata, Aves, Gaviiformes, Gaviidae. Gene Ontology annotation, molecular function: copper ion binding; primary methylamine oxidase activity; quinone binding. Gene Ontology annotation, cellular component: plasma membrane. Gene Ontology annotation, biological process: amine metabolic process.